UUCGCUACAUUAUUUCUACCCCCGUGGGAGCAGCGAUCACAAUGUCUUUCCUGCAGUGAGGGUGUCCAUAAUGCACAAGAACGGGAAUGAUGACAGAAAUGGCCACUUUUGCAACCAGAUUUCUCAAAGAUGCUGGGUAGCAAGCGACUGGGGCUUUCCGGACUGACCCUCGCCCUGUCCGUGCUUGUGUGCCUGGGCGCGCUGGCCGAGGCGUACCCCUCCAAGCCAGACAACCCAGGAGAGGACGCGCCAGCGGAGGACAUGGCCAGAUACUAUUCAGCCCUGCGACACUACAUCAACCUCAUCACCAGGCAGAGGUAUGGAAAACGAUCUAGCCCUGAGACACUGAUUUCAGACCUCUUGAUGAGAGAAAGCACAGAAAAUGUUCCCAGAACCAGGCUGGAAGACCCUUCUAUGUGGUGAUGGGAAAUGAAACUUGCUCUCCAGUCUUUUCCUAUUUUUCAACCCAUAUUUCAUCCUGUAAAACUAGAGUCUGCUGGUCCUCCCAAUGCAUGCUGCCACUGGGCUCAACUCUGCAGAGUCUCCCUUUGUCGUCCUUGUAUAUACGUGUGUUUAAAUAAAGUACCAAGCAUUCAAACAUG
Messenger RNA from Hyaena hyaena (striped hyena), 602 nucleotides. RefSeq names its product neuropeptide Y (gene NPY). Gene Ontology annotation, molecular function: neuropeptide hormone activity; neuropeptide Y receptor binding. Gene Ontology annotation, cellular component: extracellular region. Gene Ontology annotation, biological process: neuropeptide signaling pathway; feeding behavior. Bases 130 to 423 code for a protein of 97 amino acids. The transcript is spliced from 4 exons. Lineage: Eukaryota; Metazoa; Chordata; Mammalia; Carnivora; Hyaenidae. The record is from RefSeq and is a predicted model, not a curated record.